AUAAUGGCACCCUCUACAAGAAAAUGCGAGUUAGUCAUUGUUUUACUAGGUAUUCUUAUUGCCGGAGCUCUGCCAAGCUAUAUCGUAGCUCAAAAUUGUGGGUGUGCCGCAAACGAAUGCUGCAGCCGGUGGGGUUUCUGUGGCACCGGCAAUGAAUAUUGCGGCACUGGGUGUCAAGAGGGUCCAUGUUUUGCACCAACUCCUACCAAUGAUGUCUCAGUGCCUGAUAUUGUGACCCCAGAAUUUUUUGGUGGGAUCCUUGAUCAAGCUAAUUCAAGCUGUGUUGGGAAGAGCUUCUAUUCACGAGAUGUAUUUCUUGAGGCUCUCAGUUCAUAUUCUCGAUUUGGUAGGAUUGGUUCAGUUGAUGAUUCCAGGCGGGAGAUCGCAGCUUUCUUUGCCCAUGUCACUCAUGAGACUGGACAUUUUUGUUCCAUAGAAGAGAUCAAUGGACCAUCAAGGGACUACUGUGAUGAGGACAACACACAAUAUCCAUGCAAUCCUGAUAAAGGUUACUAUGGCCGAGGACCAAUCCAGCUCUCAUGGAAUUAUAAUUAUGGACCAGCCGGAGAAAGCAUCGGUUUUGAUGGAUUAAACUCACCUGAGGUCGUGGCCAAUGACCCUUUAAUUUCAUUCAAGACAGCUUUGUGGUAUUGGAUGAAUUUUGUCCAACCUGUAAUCAGCCAAGGGUUCGGGGAAACUAUUAGAGCCAUUAAUGGUGCUCUUGAAUGCGACGGAGGAAAUUCUGCUACUGUUCAAGCUCGGGUUAGGUAUUAUACUGAUUAUUGUAAUCAACUGGGAGUGGCGCCUGGAGAUAACCUAACCUGUUAAGAGAGAGUUUCACCAUCGAAAUUUUCUUUUCCAUUUUGGUUGUCUUUUUAAAAUAUAAAAAUAAAAAUAAUAAUUUAUCUCGCUG
Messenger RNA from Populus nigra (black poplar), 913 nucleotides. RefSeq names its product endochitinase EP3-like. Bases 4 to 828 code for a protein of 274 amino acids. The record is from RefSeq and is a predicted model, not a curated record. Gene Ontology annotation, molecular function: chitin binding; chitinase activity. Lineage: Eukaryota; Viridiplantae; Streptophyta; Magnoliopsida; Malpighiales; Salicaceae. The transcript is spliced from 2 exons. Gene Ontology annotation, biological process: chitin catabolic process; carbohydrate metabolic process; cell wall macromolecule catabolic process.